Oncorhynchus keta (chum salmon) is the source of this 1339-nucleotide messenger RNA. RefSeq lists its product as uncharacterized. The transcript has 7 exons. Bases 142 to 744 code for a protein of 200 amino acids. The record is from RefSeq and is a predicted model, not a curated record. NCBI's taxonomy places the organism in Eukaryota, Metazoa, Chordata, Actinopteri, Salmoniformes, Salmonidae.
GGGAUUUGAUAAAAAAUAAUGGGGCACACAAAGAGUUGAGGGGCGUUGGUGAUUUUGCUCCGAAUUUCGUCAAGGAAGUCAAAAGUAGACUAUUUGAAAGAUUAUCGAAGAUUUCAGAGAUCUUGAUAACAUCCAACAGUUAUGGCAGAUGAAGAGGCCGUGCCUGGUGCAGAGGGUCCCCUUGUCGCAGUGACCUUUCAGAGAACUCCUCACAAAAAACAGAAGUACCUGGAGUCUGAACCCAAAGCAUUGGGGGUGGCUCAGAUUGCCCUCAGUGCGUUCUAUAUCAGUUCUGUCAUUGUCAUGUUCACCAACAGCAUGAGCAUGGUGGUUGAAGAUUUAACACAUGUCAUUGGAUCAGUGUUUGUGAUCAUAGCUGGUAGUAUGGCCAUAGCUGCACAGAAUCUCCAUCUUCCCACUCUGAAGGCCUGUCUGGGGAUGCAGGUAGUGGCCUGUGUAGCAUCAGUGAUCAACUUGAUCUUCUCUGUGUCAGACAUGGCUGGACACGGAUAUGGUUAUGGCUGCUGGAAAUACGUUGAAGUCAACAGCACCGAUCACAAUGAUUCUUGCUAUUCAAUCACUGCUUCUACUGGACAUUACCUUGCUGAGUUGGUCCUGAUAAAUACUGCUCUCAUCGCUAUCUCUGUCACGCUGGCUGCCUACUGCUGCAAGGUGGUCAACUGCUGCUCUCCAGGACAACGAAUGCCGGUGAUCACAGUCCAAGUCCCUCCUGCUCAGCAAUGAGGAGAGAUGCAGUUUGAGGACCAAUCAAGACAAGAGAUCCAACUCUCUCACUAACCAGCAAAAACAUGUGUUAUUCUUCCAUCAACUAAAAUAUUGUAGGCCUAUAUAUCUAUACAUACACUGAGUGCACAAAAUAUUAAGAACACUGUGCUCCCCACAGCUGAGUCAAGUUGGCUGGAUGUCCUUUGGAUGGUGGACCCUUCUUGAUAUACACAGGAAGCUGUUUAGCUUGAAACACCCAGCAGCGCUGCAGUUCUUGACACAAACCGGUGCACAUGGCACCUACUACCAUACCCCGUUCAAAGGCACUUAAAUCUUUUGUUUUUCCCAUUCACCCUCUUAAUGGUACACAAACACAAUCCACAUCUCAAUUGUCUCAAGGCUUAAAAAUGAUUCUUGAACCCAUCUCCUCCCCUUCAUCUACACUGACUGAAGGGGAUUUAAGAAGUGUCAUCAAUAAGGGAUCAUAACUUUCACCUGGACUGACCUGAUCAGAUCAUGUCAAGGAACGAACAGGUGUUCAUAAUGUUUUGUGGACUCAGUAUAAGUCACCUGAUGGAACUCUUUUUGUAAUUAAAAACUUUGAUACGAUGUA